Acanthocheilonema viteae is the source of this 1236-nucleotide messenger RNA. The record is from the annotation of a GenBank genome assembly. NCBI's taxonomy places the organism in Eukaryota, Metazoa, Nematoda, Chromadorea, Rhabditida, Onchocercidae.
AUGCGUAAUUCGGAUUGGAAUAAUCAUAAUCAACAUCAUCGUCAAUAUCCAACAGCAUCAUUAUCGCCAUCAUCAAGUGAUCAUGCUACAUCAUUAUUACCAACUACAGGUCAAUAUAGUAAAUCAGGUUGGACGUAUGGUCUUAAUCCAUGUGGUGCGGAAUGUUCCAGGAGUAGUGAAGAUGCUGAUCCCAAUUUGCAUACAGUUACAAAAAUCAAAACAUCACUUGCAAAAUCUCAAAUACCAAUUAGUAUCCGGCACAAUGAUUUAGAUUAUACAACUGGAAGUUCAAGUAUUACAUCCAGUACGACAGUUAGUGAAAAUUUGAAUCGAAAAUUGAUUGGCGUACCGUUCAUCACUACUACAAGUGAUAUAACAUCAGAUGGAUCCAGUGUUGCAGAUGUAAAGCCAUCCAUUGGCGCUUCUGCAAAUGCUCAAUACCUGUGCGCAAAUCAAACACAAAAGGUAGGCAUUGUUCCACCUGCAUCGACCAAAUAUUAUCUGUGUUGGAUAGGUAUCAAUAAAAAUGGUGCCAAGGUGACACCGGAUAUCGGUAGUAAUACACCGGAUAUUGAUAGCGAUUCUAUAAAUUCUGUAAGGCGAACGGCAUCGUUUACGUUUAGUCCCAAAGGAUGUUUAGAUAAAGUAAAUCAAAGACUACAGCUGCAUGAUAACGAACCGAAGAGGCGAUUUAGUAGAUUUGCGAAAACAUUGGAUUUUAUUAAGAGUAAGAUGGACUCUUGUAGUAGUACAUCAACGCUCUAUCCGUCCAAAGAAGAGAUUAUUCAAUGGCAGGAUUCUUUUGAACGUUUGUUGAAUCACAAAUAUGGCUGUCUGUUGUUUCGAACAUUUUUAAAAGGAGAAUUCAGCGAGGAAAAUGUUGAUUUUUGGAUUGAAUGUGAAGAAUUUCGAAAGAUGAAAGAAGGAAAAAAAUCGACAAUUCAAAAAGCACAUUCUAUAUAUAAUAAAUAUAUUGCUGAGCAAUCACCAAAAGAGGUUAAUUUAGAUAGCGAUACACGCGCAGCGACAAAAGCAGCUCUGGAAAAUGGUGCCAAACCAAAUACAUUUUCGCUAGCGCAAACUAGAAUUGAGCAAUUAAUGGCAAAAGAUAGUUAUAGGCGAUUUUUGAAAUCAAAGCUAUUCAUGGAUUUGUUAACGAACGAUAAUAGCAGUACCGCUUCAAUCGCUAAUAAGGCGCCACAAAAAGAAAAUGAACAUGAACGUCAAUCAAGGUAA